AGACUCUUUGCAUUAUCAGUCAACUCAUAUGAGUGUAAGGAGCUUCGCUGUGGUCACAUGAUCGAAAAAUGGCGGAGAGCACUACACAAGACAACAUGGGCGAUAUAGACGGGGCGACGAUCUUGGCUCAAGCUAUGAAGGCGCAGGGCAUUGAGUACAUGUUUGGCAUAGUGGGAGUUCCAGUCUUUGAGAUUGCCAUGGCAGCCCAGGCAGAAGGAAUCAAAUUCAUCGCAAUGAGAAAUGAACAAGCUGCGUCUUAUGCUGCAUCAGCCAUUGGUUACAUAACAAAAAGGCCGGCUGUGUGUCUGACGGUGUCUGGCCCUGGACUGGUUCAUGCACUAGCUGGGAUGGCCAACGCCAUGGAGAACUGCUGGCCAUUGAUUGUUAUUGGUGGGUCAUGUGAUCAGAACCAUGAAGCUAUGGGAGGGUUUCAGGAGUUCCCACAGGUGGAGAGUGCGUCCAGUCGUGUGUACAGCAAGUUCUCUGCCAGACCGAGUCGGCUGACCCAGAUCCCUCACUGUGUGGAGAAGGCUGUCCGACUGAGUACAUAUGGCCGCCCAGGUGCGUGUUACCUCGACAUGUCCGGAGACAUGAUUACAGGGAAGACACAUUCUGCCAAAGUCAGGGAAGUAGGUCGUUGCCCCCCUCCACCAGCAGUCCUGGCUGACCCUGUUGCUGUCAAGGCCGCUGUUGACCUCAUUACAUAUGCAGAACGACCUCUCAUUGUCAUUGGCAAAGGCGCUGCCUAUGCCCAGGCGGAGGAUGUCAUACAGAGGCUUGUCAGCGUGACACAGCUGCCAUUCCUGCCCACGCCCAUGGGGAAAGGAGUCGUUCCUGAUGACAGCCCGUUCUGUGUCGCGCCAGCAAGGUCAAGAGCACUGAAAGAAGCUGAUGUGAUUGUGUUACUGGGAGCCCGUCUUAACUGGAUGCUCCAUUUUGGUAUGCCGCCUAGAUUCAGCCCCAAAGUGAAAAUCAUUCAGGUAGACAUCUUGCCAGAGGAAAUGAACAACAACAGACUCUCGUCAGUGUGUCUGGUGGGAGAUAUACACAGUGUUGUCACCCAGAUCUCGGAGGAGAUGGGCCGAAGCCCGGGUCAGUUUAGGUUCAACUCCAGCUCCCCCUGGUGGAAGACUCUGACAGCUAAGAUCGAAGACAACCACAAGGUCGUACAGGUGAUGUGUGAUGAUGUAAGUGUCCCCCUCAACUACUACGCUGCCUACUGGCCGAUUACCAAGCUCCUUCCCAGAAACUGUAUGAUUGUGAACGAGGGCUCCAACACGAUGGACAUUGGGAGGACCAUGCUGCCCAACUUCCUGCCCCGACACAGACUUGAUGCAGGGACAUUUGGCACGAUGGGGCUCGGGAUCGGCUUUGCUGUUGCUGCUGCCAUCUGGUGUCGAGAUCAUGCACCAGACAAACGUGUGGUGUGUGUGGAAGGAGACAGUGCUUUCGGUUUCUCGGGCAUGGAGAUCGAGACUCUACAGAGAUACAAUCUGCCUGUGAUCAUCGUCAUCAUCAACAACAACGGCAUCUCCUUUGGCAUCACGGAGGAUACUUGGCAGUCGGCUGCAGAGGGAGACCUCACACUCAAUGCUCCACCAUCAGGGUUAGUGCCAAACACUCGCUAUGAGAAAUUGAUCGAGGCGUUUGGAGGUAAAGGAUAUUUUGCCACAACUGCCGAGGAAGUUGACCAAUCCAUGAGGGCAGCCCUAGAGGACAGGUCAAGGUCGUCCAUCAUUAACGUCAUGAUCAACCCCUUGGCUCAGAGGAAAACUCAGGAGUUCUUCUGGUUGACACAGUCCAAAAUGUGAAGUUCAAAGAAGCAACAUCUAAUUCUGUGAUAUUUUGUUAUAUUAACCAGAGCCUUCCAAAGACAAUAUAUUUAUAUACCACUCCACGAACUGGUCAAUAAGCAGAUUCAGGGCUUUGUUGUCUCAUGUCAGUUUUGUUAUCAUUGAGUUAAUCUCUAAUGAAAAUAUUGUGUGUAGAACUUU
Haliotis rufescens (red abalone) is the source of this 1994-nucleotide messenger RNA. RefSeq names its product 2-hydroxyacyl-CoA lyase 1-like. Gene Ontology annotation, biological process: fatty acid alpha-oxidation. Gene Ontology annotation, cellular component: peroxisome. Lineage: Eukaryota; Metazoa; Mollusca; Gastropoda; Lepetellida; Haliotidae. The transcript has 18 exons. The coding region runs from base 69 to 1811 and encodes 580 amino acids. Gene Ontology annotation, molecular function: catalytic activity; magnesium ion binding; thiamine pyrophosphate binding. The record is from RefSeq and is a predicted model, not a curated record.